This is a messenger RNA of Dendrobium catenatum, 1257 nucleotides long. RefSeq names its product salt tolerance receptor-like cytoplasmic kinase 1. Lineage: Eukaryota; Viridiplantae; Streptophyta; Magnoliopsida; Asparagales; Orchidaceae. Gene Ontology annotation, cellular component: plasma membrane. Gene Ontology annotation, biological process: protein phosphorylation. The transcript is spliced from 2 exons. Gene Ontology annotation, molecular function: protein kinase activity; ATP binding. The record is from RefSeq and is a predicted model, not a curated record. Bases 148 to 1257 code for a protein of 369 amino acids.
AUCCUAAAUAAAAAAAUUUACUUCGAAUGCAGAGAGAUCAGAGAAGUGAAGCAAAAUUCUUCGUUAUAAAUUCUCUGUCUGCUCUGUUACCAAAGCUUUGCUGUUUCAUGGCCGAGAGCUGAGCCACAAGUACAGAGGCAGUAGAGAAUGAUGUACCUCGCAAUAGUCCUAACCCUCGCCUUGCCCGCCGCCUCCUUCCUUGCAUCGCUUGUCUGCGUCCUGCUCCUACGCGGCCGGAGGAAGCUCUGCCUCGAUGCAGAAGACCUCGAGGUCGGCGUGACCACUGCUCGUGUCGCCGAUGGGCCCGAGUCCGGGUUGGACGGCCCGCCUCCGGCACAAAAAGAUGACAUCUUUGCUCUGUUCCCACGACGUUUUACAUGGUCGGAGGUGGAAACAGCCACCGCCAAUUUCACCUCGGAUGUAAUAGGCAAAGGGGGAUUCAGCACAGUGUACUUUGCCCGUCUCAAAGACUCCAUUGCCGCCAGCGUCAAGCUCCACCAAAGAAGCAAACGCCUCCACCUCGCCUUCCGCUUGGAGCUCAGCAUCCUCCUCCACAUCCAUCACCCCUACAUCGUUCGCCUGCUCGGCUACUGUGACGAACAAGAUGAACAAGGCGUUCUGAUCUUCGAAUUCGUCCCUAAUGGAAGCCUUCACGACAAGCUCCACUCCGGCGCCGUGCUGCCGUGGGCUCGGCGAACUUCCAUCGCUUACCGUCUCGCGCAAGCCCUCGACUAUCUCCACGAAGGCUGCGAGCUCCAGAUCGUCCAUGGCGACAUCAAGGCCUCCAACGUCCUCCUCGACGGCGACCUAAAUCCCAAGCUAUGCGACUUUGGCUGCGCGUGCAUGGGUUUCUCCGCCGCCGUCCUGCCGCCGGUGGAGUUGACCGGUUCGCCGGGUUACAUCGACCCGUACUACAUUCGGACCGGGAUGGUCUCCAAGAAGAGUGAUGUGUACAGCUUUGGAGUGCUUCUGCUUGUAAUCAUCACCGGCGAGGAAGCGUUCGACGCGGGGGCAGAGAGGCUGUUAACGGCGGUGGCGGGUAAAACUGUCCGGGAGGCGGCCGGUGGGAAGGUGACGGAAAUUGUCGAUCGACGGCUCAACGGAGAUUAUGAUGAGGGGGAAGUUGCGAUAAUGGCUGCCAUCUCGGCGCUUUGCAUUGGGGAGAAUCCGAGCUUGCGGCCAUCGAUGGCGGAUGUGGUGAGGAUGAUGGAGGAGAAGGUGCCGUCGGCGAUCUCAACUGUCGAUUGUAAACCGUAA